UUAGGAAUUUUCAGCGGCCCUCUGGCUGCUGGCGCCACGCCCUCGGCGGUGACGUAUACGGAAGUACCGCUACGGAAGCUGGUGUGGCCGCUUCACCAUGGCGACGGCCGCCCCGCGGCGCUUCUGUCGCUGCGCCUGCUUCUGCUCCCAGAACCUGUACGUAGCGCGCUACGGGCUGCACCUGCGCUUCCGGGACGAGCAGCAGCUGCGCCGUGACUACGGCCCGCUUCUGCGCAGCCGUGGUUGUGUCACCUCCAAGGACUUCCAGCAACUCUUGCAGGAGCUUGAGCAGGAGGUCGGGCGCCGCCGCAGGCUGGGACAGGAAUCAGCUGCCAGGAAAGCUUUCAUUGCCUGCUCCUACCACCCAGCCAGGCCUGAGGUCUACAGCUCACUGCAGGAUGCUGCUCUGGCCCCCGAAUUCAUAGCUGCAGCUGAAUACAGUGCGUCCCCAGGCUCAGAUCUUGAGGGCCUCCUCCAGCGCCUGGAGACAGUGUCUGAGGAAAAGCGCAUUUAUCGGGUGCCAGUGUUCACUGCCAAGUUCUGCCAGACCCUGCUGGAGGAGCUGGGGCAUUUCGAGCAGUCGGACAUGCCCAAAGGAAGGCCCAACACCAUGAACAACCAUGGGGUACUGAUGCAUGAGUUAGGCCUAGACGACCCACUGGUGACACCGCUUCGAGAACGUUUCCUGCUGCCUCUGAUGGCCUUGCUGUACCCAGACUGUGGUGGGGGCCACCUUGAUAGCCACCGUGCCUUUGUGGUCAAGUAUGCACUGGGCCAGGACCUGGAACUGGGCUGUCACUACGAUAAUGCUGAGCUUACCCUCAAUGUGGCUCUGGGCAAGGACUUCACAGGGGGUGCCCUAUAUUUUGGGGGCCUCUUCCAGGCACCUGCAGCCCUGAAGGAGACCCUGGAAGUGGAUCAUGUGGUGGGCCAUGGUAUCCUUCACCGAGGUGGCCAGCUGCAUGGGGCUCGACCCCUGAGAACGGGAGAGCGUUGGAACCUUGUCGUGUGGCUCCGGGCGUCCACUGUUCGAAAUCGCCUCUGUCCUAUGUGCUGCCAGAAGCCAGACCUGGUGGACGAUGAGGGUUUUGGUGACGGCUUCACCCGGGAGGAACCUGCCCCAGUGGAUGUGUGUGUGUUGACUUGAGCCUGGUCCCCCCGGAGGUGUGGCAGCAGAAAAUUUGCCACCUUGGGCAGGGAGGGCAGAAUAAACUCCACAGCCAUGCCACUCUGUGGGUCAAAAGGA
Molecule: messenger RNA, 1246 nt
Organism: Arvicanthis niloticus (Nile rat)
Lineage: Eukaryota; Metazoa; Chordata; Mammalia; Rodentia; Muridae
Source: RefSeq, a predicted model, not a curated record